UCAUUCCCACAAAGAGAGCGAUCAAAUUAAAGAUGGUCUCACCAGGCGCUGAGAAACCAUGGGCUAAGUUAGUCAAGUAUGUACAAAAUGAACCAAGAAGGAUUAUUCAUUCCUUCAAGGUUGGAUUGGCACUUGUGCUGGUUUCCAUUUUGCACCAUUUUCGUCCCUCCUUCUAUGGUUUUGGUGAGAACAUCAUCUGGGCGGUUAUGACUGUUGUCCUUGUCAUCGAACUUUCUGUUGGUGCAACACUCGGAAGAGGUUUAAAUAGGAUGUUCGCUACAGGAUUAGCUGCUGCUCUGGGGCUUGGAACCCAUAGAUUAGCAUCUCUUUGUGGGAAGAAUGGAAAAGAUGUAGUGAUUUCAGCAUUUAUCUUUGUGAUUGGUGCGAUAUUGACAUUUAUGAGAUUGUCGCCGCAAUUGAUGGCGAAAUACGAUUAUGGAUUCAUGAUAUUCAUCUUGACGUUCUGCUUGGUGACUCUUUCAGAAUUUACAGACGGUGAACUCUUUCAAGUCGUGCAUGAGAGGUUAUUAACGAUCAUCAUUGGGAGCUUGAUAGCUAUUGCAGUAUGUGUUUGCAUUUACCCUAUCUGGAUUGGUGAGGAUCUUCACAAUCAGAUUGCUGGCAAUAUUAUCAAAGUUGCUGACUUCUUGGAAGGAUUUGGAGAUGAGUACUUCAAAAAUUCAGAGAAUACAAAAGCUGAUGUGGUGGAUAAGCCAUUUCUCGGCAGCUAUAAACAAGUCCUCUCUUCAAAAAGCGCUGAAGAAUCAAAGGCUGUUUUGGCAAGAUGGGAACCAUGUCACGGUCAAUUCAGAUUUCGCCACCCAUGGAACCAAUACUUGAAGACUGGGAACCUAACUCGGUUGUGUGCUUACAAAAUUGAAGCUCUUAGUGUCUACCUCCUUAACUCUGAGCAAGUACGAUAUUCCAUAUUUCAUUUAUAA
This is a messenger RNA of Lotus japonicus, 941 nucleotides long. RefSeq names its product aluminum-activated malate transporter 2-like. Gene Ontology annotation, cellular component: plant-type vacuole membrane. The record is from RefSeq and is a predicted model, not a curated record. The coding region runs from base 33 to 941 and encodes 302 amino acids. Gene Ontology annotation, biological process: malate transport. The transcript has 5 exons. Lineage: Eukaryota; Viridiplantae; Streptophyta; Magnoliopsida; Fabales; Fabaceae.